UCAAUUCUCUGUGGUGUGUUAAUUCAAUAUAUUUAUUUAAAAUAUUCACUAAAUUAUUAUAUUCAAUAAUUUUUAUCGACUAGCUUCUAUGACGGCUUGGUUUUAACUAACUAUUUAUGAAAAGAAUAGCAGGGAUAUUAACAAAGGAAUUUUAAAAUGUGAUAGUAAACUAUAUUUUUGACAAAUUUAUUUUAUCUAUAAGUGGAAUUUGCCAGUGAGGACACACUGGCUACAUUUAAAUCAGAUUGUUAAAUUUUGAUGAAGUGUUAUCGAUAACGUUGAGUGCACUUUUGAUAAUGCCGAUACUUCAGAACAGUUGUUAGAAAGUUACAAUACAUGCAAUGUCUGUAUGAAGCUUAAGUCCGUGGCUAAAAUUCUAGACAGUGUGGAGUAUUAUUAUUACAAUGGGAUGUAAUGUGUGUUUGUUAAUGUCCAAUAUGAAUUGGAGAACAAAGAGAUAGGUGUUCGUCAUUAUUUACAAUGUUAUGUGGCACUGUUUAUCAAAAUUUUAAUCUAGAUACCUUUAGGUAAUUAGUUUAGAAAAAUUGUUAUCAGAAAAUGAAUCAAGAAAUGUGAAUCAACGAAUUUUCCAUUCCAUUACUGUUUCAUCGUAAUUCCAGAUUGCGAUAGAAGUGGUACGCUUCCCGCUAACCCGGAGUUUGGUUAAUUGCCUACGUGUCAAAGAAGCACAAAAAAAACAAUGGCAAAUAAAACCUGGAAUGUGCUGGUAACGGGAGGUGCUGGUUAUAUUGGUUCUCACACUGUUUUGGAACUAUUAGAGGCAGAUUUUAAGGUGGUGGUAAUAGACAACCUUAGUAAUGCUUACAAAGGAGACAAUGAUGUGAAGCCAGAAUGUCUAUUAAGAAUAGAAAAAUUGACAAACAAACAAAUUGCAUUUAUCCCUUGUGAUAUUACAGAUAUCAAUGAGUUGAGAGAUGUGUUUAAAAAGAAUAAAUAUGAUUGUGUUAUACAUUUUGCUGCUUUAAAAGCUGUGGGUGAAUCCUGUGAUAAACCAUUAGAAUAUUAUAAAACAAAUGUCAAUGGGACAUUGAAUUUGUUGGAAGUAAUGAAAGAAUACAAUGUAAAGCAUUUAAUUUAUUCGAGCAGUGCUACUGUUUAUGGGGUUCCUGAAAAACUUCCCCUAGUUGAAAAUAUGAAAAUUGGCAAUUGUACAAAUCCAUAUGGAAAGACAAAGUACAUGGUUGAAGAAAUUUUAAAAGACUUGUGUACAUCAGAUAAGGAAUGGUCUGUCAUAUCUUUGAGAUAUUUCAAUCCUGUUGGAGCUCAUCCUUCUGGACAAAUUGGAGAGGAUCCUAAUGGAAUCCCAAACAAUCUAAUGCCAUACAUUGCUCAAGUAUCCGUUGGCAAAAGAGAAGUACUAAAUGUUUAUGGCAAUGAUUAUGAUACUGUGGAUGGAACAGGUGUUCGCGACUACAUUCACAUUGUAGAUUUAGCAACAGGUCAUGUGAAAGCAAUGAUUUAUCAGAAAACUCAAAAUCCAACUGGAUUUAAAGCUAUCAAUUUAGGUACUGGGAAGGGUUAUUCAGUGCUUGAAGUGAUCCAUGCGUUUGAAAAGGCGUCGGGUCAAAAAAUACCGUAUAAAGUCGUCGAGCGCAGAGCAGGAGAUAUAGCUGCUAGUUAUGCAGAUGCUGGAACAGCUAACAAAGAGUUAGGAUGGCAAGCCACGAAGAAUAUUGACGAUAUGUGUGCAGACACGUGGAAAUGGCAACAAAACAAUCCAAACGGUUAUAAGUCUUAGUUAUAAUUGUUGAUGCAUUUAUCAGAUAAAUAUUGUUUAAUAGUUUAACGAUCUUCAAUGAUACAUUUUUAAUUAUUUAUAUAUAAGCCAUGGUGGUAUCUGGUUACCAAAGUUUAGACCAAAGCUCAAUGUAAAUGUAUGUUUAUCUAAUAUUAAGCAAUUCUUAUUUUCGAAAUCAUUUUAAUUAAAUAUCUAUAAUAUAAUACUGAUAUAAUAAUCGAAACCCAUUGGAGUUUUAUACAGAACGACAAACUACAUUACAUUAUCGUGCCAUAUUAAUGAAUGUGCCUACAAAAAACGCAUAAAUCCGCUUUCGACAACGAUAUUAAAUUACCAAUAAGUACAAAAUAAAAAUUUACCUACUGUAAAUUGUGUGUUAAUAAAACGUGCAAUAAAUACCAAAUGUAUUAAGUAAUGUGAUCUAGAGUAAAUUAAGAGCCUCAUUGUAUGAAUGAUGUAUC
Molecule: messenger RNA, 2220 nt
Organism: Nomia melanderi (Alkali bee)
Lineage: Eukaryota; Metazoa; Arthropoda; Insecta; Hymenoptera; Halictidae
Gene: Gale
Product: UDP-galactose 4'-epimerase
Biological process (GO): beta-D-galactose catabolic process via UDP-galactose, Leloir pathway
Cellular component (GO): cytosol
Molecular function (GO): UDP-glucose 4-epimerase activity
Source: RefSeq, a predicted model, not a curated record